AUACUUGGAAAUAUAAUGACUCAUAUAAGAGAACACCACUCAAAGAAAAAAUGGCAUCUCCACUUUGGAAUCCACUAUACUUUGUUUUUCUACUUUCAUCUUUUCCAUUCCUUCAAAAUUUCCAGGUUUUUCCUUCUUAUCAUAACACAUUUUCCCCUUAUCUCAAGUCUUUGACAAGAAAAUGGGAGCAUUAAUCUGUUGCAUGAGUGAACAAAAUGAAGAAAAGAGCUUGGAAAGGAAUCUCGAAAAGAAAAUAUCUGAGAUAAGAAGAAAUAAAUUUGGACAAAGCAAAUUGAAAUCAAUUGAUACUAUAGUUAUGCUGUUCCCUAUGUUCAAGGAGAGACUAAAAACAUUAAGAGCAAUGUUUCAACAAUAUGAUGAGGACUCUAAUGGAUCCAUAGAGCCAAAUGAACUGAAAACUUUCUUAGAAGAUUUGGAACUUCAUCUACAAGAGAUUGAGAUUGAGAAUAUUUUUCAGUACUGUGAUAUUGAUGGAAGCAAAGGGAUUCAGUUCAAUGAGUUUAUUGUUCUUCUAUGUCUCAUUCAUAUCCUAACCGAACCUUUAUCCUCCGAUGAUACACCAAAGGCGGAGUUAGCACAGGUAGGAGAAGUUUUUGAUGCCAUAGUUGAAAUAUUUCUGUUUUUCGAUAAAAAUGGUGAUGGGAAGUUUAACAAGAAGGACAUGAUGAGGACAAUGAAUGAGACUAACCCUAAAGAAAGAUCUCCUGCACAUAUCACCAAAAACAGAUUCAGAGAAAUGGACUGGGACAAGAACGGACAAGUCACAUUUCGGGAAUUUCUCUUCGGAUUCAUUAAUUGGGUUGGAAUCGAUGUUGAUGAAUAGAUGCAUGAAAAGAAAAGAAGUUACACUGAUCAUGACAGUGCUCAAGAAAAAAGAUGUAUUGUAGAAACAGAACACUUUCCUAGUGAAUGUAUAUAAAUUGAGUCAUGAUUCAAAACAAAUUCCAUUCUGAUGGUCAUUCUCAUCAAGCAAAUUCGUAGGCAUUGUAAUUGCAUCGUCGAUAUUCUUGUUUUCUUGUGCCGAAAGCUUUAAA
Molecule: messenger RNA, 1055 nt
Organism: Lathyrus oleraceus (garden pea)
Lineage: Eukaryota; Viridiplantae; Streptophyta; Magnoliopsida; Fabales; Fabaceae
Product: probable calcium-binding protein CML22
Exons: 4
Coding region: 182-844 (220 amino acids)
Molecular function (GO): calcium ion binding
Source: RefSeq, a predicted model, not a curated record